Oryza brachyantha (malo sina) is the source of this 2030-nucleotide messenger RNA. RefSeq names its product probable serine/threonine-protein kinase PIX7. Lineage: Eukaryota; Viridiplantae; Streptophyta; Magnoliopsida; Poales; Poaceae. The coding region runs from base 269 to 1780 and encodes 503 amino acids. The record is from RefSeq and is a predicted model, not a curated record. Gene Ontology annotation, biological process: protein phosphorylation. The transcript has 6 exons. Gene Ontology annotation, molecular function: protein kinase activity; ATP binding.
UUGGGAGGGUUCGUGCUUCGGUUCUGGGAGGAAACGGGGUGGGAUUAUAUUUUCUGUUGGUGUGGGGAGGGGUGAUUUUGGUGAUUUUUUUUUUGUUGAUGCGUGAGGGCGGCGGUUUUCAGCCCGAUCUGAUGCAUCCGCGGCGCCGGGGGUGAGGUGGUUCGCCGCGAUUUGGAGGAGGAGGAGGUGGUGGUGGUGGUGCUGAGCUGUUGGUGGUGGUGGCGGAGGGGAUCUCUCGUCUCUCGCGGUGAGGUUUUGGCGGUGGGUGAUGGGGGUGGCGCCGCCGGAGCUGGGGCAGUUCGACGGCUGGGAGAGCUCCGGCGAGGAGGAGCGGGAGAGGUGGGGGUGGUGCCGGCGCAGCCGCAGCCGGAGUGGGAGCGCCAGGCGCGGGGUGCGGGUGCGCAAGGGCGGCGGCGGUGGCGGGGACGACGCCACGGUGGCGACCGGGUGCUGCAUCCGCCUGUGGCCGAUGGGGAGCUGCCCGCCGCCUCCGCGCUCCAAGGUGGACACCUCCACCAGCAGCGCCAGCACGCACGGCGCAGAAAAAUCAACCGAAAAUGGUAGCAGGAACCAACCAGUCGUAUCAGUAGUCUCAGGCUCAACAACUACUAGUAAUGCUGAGAGCAGUUCAUCAGCAUCUAAAGCUGGGGAGGAAAUAAAAGUUGCCUCACAAUUGCGCAAGUUUGGAUUCAACGAUCUAAAAUGUGCCACCCGGAACUUCAGGCCCGAGAGUCUCCUAGGAGAAGGGGGUUUUGGAUGUGUUUUUAAAGGGUGGAUUGAAGAGAAUGGAACUGCACCUGUGAAACCCGGUACAGGCCUUACAGUUGCUGUCAAAACACUCAAUCAUGAUGGACUUCAAGGGCACAAAGAAUGGGUGGCAGAGGUUGAUUUCCUUGGUAACCUUCACCAUCCCAAUUUGGUGAGGUUGAUUGGAUAUUGUGUUGAAGAUGACCAAAGAUUGCUGGUGUAUGAAUUCAUGCCCCGUGGAAGUUUGGAUAACCAUCUAUUCAGAAGGUCUCUUCCUCUCCCAUGGGCCAUCAGAAUGAAAGUUGCUCUUGGGGCGGCAAAGGGUCUUGCCUUCCUUCAUGAAGAAGCAGAAAGACCAGUUAUUUACCGUGAUUUUAAAACAUCUAAUAUACUGUUAGAUGCAGAUUACAAUGCUAAAUUAUCAGAUUUUGGGCUUGCCAAAGAUGGUCCGGUAGGUGACAAAACCCAUGUGUCUACUCGAGUAAUGGGGACCUAUGGUUAUGCAGCUCCAGAAUAUGUUAUGACAGGACAUUUGACAUCAAAGAGUGAUGUCUAUAGUUUUGGUGUGGUGCUUCUUGAGAUGAUGUCGGGGCGCAGAUCUAUGGACAAAAACCGCCCCAAUGGUGAGCACAAUCUUGUUGAGUGGGCUCGUCCCCUCCUAGGAGAAAGGCAGCGCUUCUACAAGCUAAUUGACCCUCGUUUGGAGGGUAACUUCUCGGUCAAAGGUGCUCAGAAGGCAGCACAAUUAGCACGUGCCUGUCUCAGCCGGGACCCGAAAGCCCGGCCACUAAUGAGCCAAGUGGUAGAGGUUCUCAAGCCACUGCUCAACCUCAAGGACAUGGCUAGCUCCUCGUACUUCUACCAGACAAUGCAAGCUGAGAGAAUGGCACACUCAAGCAGCAUGAAUGGUAGGAACCAUGGCCUUAAGGUGCAGGGAUCAUUUGCUCGUAACAGCCAGCAACCGAUGAGGAGCCUGUCUGAUGGCCCCCGUGCUUCUCCGUUCCGCUACUCACCCAAGCCAAAUGUGAAAUAACUAGAAGCGCACAAUCCCUGUCUAGUUGGUGGAACUUGGUUGGGGGUGAGUAUCUUGGCUGAACAUUGUUGUGCAAUCUGAAUUGAUCUUUCUUGUAGAUUGACAUGUGAAUGGAUAUAGGUGAAAAGGAGCUGUAGGUACCAGAUUUCCCCAUGUGGAUGUUUGCACUGAGGUUUUAACUGGAUGCUGAUAGACCCUUUUCUAUAUAUUUUUUCCCUCCAAAGUAAGCUAGCUUUGGUUAAUUUAAUUA